Molecule: messenger RNA, 3819 nt
Organism: Symbiodinium natans
Lineage: Eukaryota; Dinophyceae; Suessiales; Symbiodiniaceae
Source: the annotation of a GenBank genome assembly
AUGUCCAGCCGUGCGCAAGCAAUAAUCAACGUUGAUGAUGAUGAUGAGAACGACGGCGCGGGCCAAGACCCGCAAAAAGAGUGGGACUUGCUACGCAAGUUUCUUGUGAGCCAUCUGCUGGGCGUGGGCAGAUCAGACAUCACGAGAAGCAUGCUUGUGCGUGUCAAACUUCCUGCUGGGCCGAACUUGACAAAAGAGAAUGUAGUCCAGGAGCUUGUGAAUAACAAGAUCCUGGCAGAAACGACUGGCCGAGGCAAGACUGCCGAAGUUUACAGGCCUCUGCUGGAAUGCGCCAAUCUUCAGUCGGUGCUCAAGCUCGAAAAGACGCAUGUGCAAAUGUUUUUUCCCGAAACCCUUCAGAUCCGAGACUUUGCAGAGUAUGUGCAGGGCUGCCCCGUCCGCCGGGAGAACGCUUUGGUGCUGGGCAAGUUUUUUGGCGCGGCCAAGAGUCCACCACUGCGGGGCCGACCCUCAAAGACUGACGUCGACUGCUUCGACAAGAGCGACGCACGUCACGAGCGCGGGAGAAAGCUACUGGAGCAGGAAACUUUGUUCAGCGAAAUCCUUGUAGAGGUGACUAAGGCAUCAGGCAGCGCCCCUACCGCAUCGAGUCAAGAUGCUCAACCAGCCAAGCGUCGGCGAGCGAAAUCAAAGGAGCUUCAGAAGGUGAAGGAAGAGUCGGUCGAUGUGAAGCCAUGCACUCAAGACAUAAACGUGGCAAGUGUUCCGGAAACGGCGCACGUUCAUCGAGCUUACGUGUACUCAGAUGAGGUGCCAUUUCGAUCGCGCAGGACAGUGAGGGGGGCCGGCAUGCAAAAGUUUUGCAGACGCGCUGUCUUGCGCUUGGCCUCGGGAACAGUGGAUCUUGAUGUGGAGAACUCGGUUUUCACGCUGAUGUACCAACUUAUCAAGAAGCUAGCUAUCCGUCCACCUCCUCCAGACAACGUUCUCGAGACUCUCCGCCAGUGUGCCGAAGAACGAAGUCGUGCGGAUGGGAAGGACAAGCUCAUCAAAGUCUUCAAUGGAGGAGGAAUUCCUUCAUCUGAAGGAGUCGCCAAAAGCUUCUUGGAGGAUGUGUCCAAAGUCUCAAUUUACUGCCGAUGGCUUGCUGCAUCUUGCUUUCCGGACGAGCACGCGAAAUUUAAGCAAGAGGGUAAGAAGAAAAACGCAGAUUCUUCUCUUCUCUCUUACUUUUACCACGCCGUGGAAGAUUCUGUGCUGUCAGCAAUUGCCGACUAUCUCCUGGCUCAGAACCCAAAGCAUCUAUCCCUGCAUUAUGACGGCGUCCGUGUUACUCGGCCCGAAGCCGGCACAACGGAAGAACUGUGUGACAAGUUGCAAGAGCAGGUGCAGCAGGCAACUGGAUUUCGAGUAGUUCUGCGGGAGAAGCUUCAUCGCACGGUGUUGGAGAUCAUGUCUGAAGCAGGAAAUUGUAAGGAGGCAUCUGUGCUGGCACCAGACUCCAUCUUGCGUGCAAGUGGCAACUGCAUUCCAGCUGCAGUGAGUCUGUUGCUACAGCGUGUGUCAGACGUGGAGCGUGCUGUCGUUGCUGAUGGCAACUGUUCCCGGGGCCAAGUCGUCGAUCCUGGGGCACCAACAGGCCCGACGACGCGGUCAUACAGGGAAUGCGAAAAGCUUUUGGCCAUGAAGUUCCUCCCGUGCUUUCCUGAGCAAGAUUCAGCCUCAACACAAUGGCAGCCGGGGAAUUUUGUGUUGCACAUGGAGAACGGCGGUCAGCCCCACUGCGUGGGACUUCAUGUUGCCAAUGAUCUGGCAGUCAAAGUACUGGACGCAAGCAACACUUUUCAGAUCGAAGCUUCAAUCCUGGAUCAAGCAAUGCAGGACGGAUGCGACAGUCACACUUGCGUUCUUUUCAGUAUCGCACGCGCCGCAGAGCAGAUCACACCCCACGCUUGCUGGGAGCCUCAGGCACUGGAAGCUCUGUUGGACCUGGAAGCUGGUGCUUCCGAAGCCAUCGAGGUUCUAUCUGACGAUGAAUGUCCAGAGAGUGUCGCAAGCAGCGUGUCCGAUACUGAGUGGGUUGAUGGCGAGCUGUGCUUGGAUGAAGAUGCCCAGGUGCUCACGGACAGCAAUCUUCUUGAGGGCAUGAAGCAAGAGGUGGCCAAAGUGCUAGCCAAUAAAGGCGAACAGUGCUUUGAGCAAACAAGGCAAGUGACGCCAGCUCUCAGUCACAAGAACAACGCCAUCGACAGACACCUACGUCUUAUCUUCUCUGCUACAGGACCUUUCUAUGCUCGAGCAGAUGCGGUGUUCUCCUUGAAAGCCCGAAGAGCAGGUGAUCUCCAUUUCACGCACUGCUUUGCCGAGAAGCUUUUUCGCGAAAUGUUGUUCAAUUCGGGGAAGGUGCACACUGCAUGGACUCGAAUGGUGCUGGAUGCUUCAGUGGCUGGGUCCAAGCUGACCAACCUCUUUCCCGUGCACAGCAGGUCCUGGUGGCCUAUGGUGGAAGACAUUUUCAGCUCCAGAGUUUGCCAAAGGCUUGCGCAGCAACUCCUGCUUGAAUGCGUGAAGCACAACGAGUUCACUUACCUUUCCGUCGAUGGUACUGUGAAGUGCACUAUGCCGCUUCUCGGCCAGAAGAAGCCUGGUGGAAAGCAAAGGAAGUCUGAGCCACUCUUCAUCAACGGGGCAGACGCGAUUCACACUGUAGUGACUGUACGGGGACGCUCUGGAGCAGUCGUCGGCUUUUGGCCGUUACUUUCAGAGAAGGCGGAACACUUGCAGGAGGCAUUUCUGUGCAACUUGCCUCAGGCAGCUCUUGCCCAAGUCCAGUGCGUGGCCACAGACGCACCGUCUUCUCACAUGUUCUCGCUCCUGCAGUCGAUUAUGCCCAACCUGCAAUGCUUGUGUCUGGACCCAGUUCAUCUAGCCAUCAAAUAUGAGUACGCAACAGGGCGCCGAAGAACGAAAGGUUCCGGAAGAUUGCGCGCGUGCUUAGGCAAGUUCAACGCAACCGACGCAAGUUUUGCUGCGGGGCAUUGGGGCCCUUUUUUUUCUGGCGCGAGCGCGACAUCAUUGUCCGCGCGAGAAGCAUGUUUGCGUGAGCAGAUUCGCUCAGGUGGCAUGGCCACGAGAAAGGCUUCGUCUAUCUUGCAGCAGGUCGAAGAAAAGGUGGUGUGGGCAAACCGAACCGAGUUUGUCGAGUCCCUGGCCGCAAUCUCCAAGAUGUUCCGCCACGAGGUUGAGCGCAAGGGAGAGAAAAAGGGAAUGUUUGUGUAUGAUCAUCUCGCUCAUGCGGCCGAAGCGGACAGACUGGAAUGGUUGCUGAACAAUUUGCGGUUUCGGUCAACACAACCCGGCUCUGUGCUAAGCCUUUUGGCGUCAGGCACAACCUCGAACGAGGCCUUGCACGCAGAGAUGCGCUCGUGGUUCCGGCAAAUUCAGUCCAUGCAUCAGUCGUCUCUUCGUUUGAAGUGUUCCGCAUUCCGGCUGCGCAAGCUGUUGGAGCACAACACUGCUCUUUAUCGACCCACUGCCAGACAGAUGACACCUGGUCAUGUUUUGGCACGACGACUGGGGCAGAAAUUGUGGAGCGCAAGAGCUUGGCAAAGGUUCGUUGAGGGCAGGCCUGAGCAGCUGCCACUCAAGCGGCUUCGGGACCAACAUGCACGCAAGCUGGUCUUGCGCCAGGCUGCCGUAAUCAGACGGCUCACUGGCAAGCAGCGGCAGCCGCCGCCGCAAGCUGAGCAGGCCAUUCGCCGACAAAAGAAGCGCACUGCUUUCACAUUGUUGCGUGCAGCUGGAAUCAUGCGGCAAGGCGUCGCGAAGCGACGUGCGCCAGCACGGGAGCCGUCGUAA